Messenger RNA from Rotaria sordida, 909 nucleotides. The record is from the annotation of a GenBank genome assembly. Lineage: Eukaryota; Metazoa; Rotifera; Eurotatoria; Philodinida; Philodinidae.
AUGUCCCAUGCGACAACACCUAUCAAAGGUCCUUCGACCGUCGAUUGCGAAGUCCUAACGGACAUUCAUACACAAUCAAAUUUAGCGGAAGUUGAAGUCGUUAGUCUUGUUCAAGAAUUAAUUCCACGUUAUCGUUUACGUGCUGAUACUGAUUUUGCUUGUUCACACGAGAAUUUUAUUCAAACACCACGUAUUGACGGUUCUGAAUUUGAAUCUUUAACAGACACACAAAUUCGUGCUAUUUUAGAUUAUUACGUUUUAUCUACUGAUCGAAUGAAUCAAAUGACAAAAACAUAUCAUGAUAUGAAUGCUGUAACUCGCAUGCUUGAAGAGCGCGAGAAUGAUCUACAAACGGCUGUCAGUUUAGGUUAUACAUUACUUUCAAGUAAUGAUUCAUUACGUAAUCAAGUUGCAUUACUGGAACAAGAUAUUGACCAAACAACAGAAAUUGUUAAACAACUUAAACAUGACUUACUUCUUAAAGAACGUCUUAUUCGAUUUUAUUACGAUAUGGACCUUGAUAUGUCACCAAAUGAAUCCAAACAAAUAGAUUGUCAACAUUACGAACAAAAAAUUCGUAAUCUUGAAUAUGAAAAUCGAGAAUUGCGUACUGAAAGCGUGCAAUUGAAACUUGAAUCCGAAAAUUUGGAACAUCAAGAACAAGCCAUUGUUGAUCAUUUUGCUCAUGCUUUAGCAAAUGCAAAUUCUGAAAUUGAAAAUUUACAAGAAGAAAUCUGUAAAAAAAAUGAAGAAAACGUUAAACAACAAGAUGAACUUAUGCAUCUAUCCUAUGAAAUGCGAGAAAUUCAUCGUCGAUUAAAAGAAUUAAAGAAAGAAAAUGAUGAAUUAAAAAUUCUUUUAUCAUUAACUGGAAAAACUCGUCAUGAAUAUGAAACAAAAGUAAAUUAA